Molecule: messenger RNA, 1001 nt
Organism: Coccinella septempunctata (seven-spotted ladybird)
Lineage: Eukaryota; Metazoa; Arthropoda; Insecta; Coleoptera; Coccinellidae
Product: probable phospholipid hydroperoxide glutathione peroxidase
Exons: 2
Coding region: 234-812 (192 amino acids)
Biological process (GO): response to oxidative stress
Molecular function (GO): glutathione peroxidase activity
Source: RefSeq, a predicted model, not a curated record
CACAUCCGGCACAUCCCUACUACUAGUAGUCCUAGUUGGUGUUCUGUUGUUAUAUUCAAAGAACUAUAAUUUAUAAUUCUGUAUAAAUAAUACGGUUUUGCUUUGAUUUUCUCAAUUCCAAGUUGUGUUGUGCAAUAUUGUGCAUAUUUCAGAUAUACGUACAUUACACAUUAAAAAAUAUUAUUCUGUGGCAGUAAGUUUAUUUUUUGUUUUGGUAUUAUUUUAUUGUCAAGAUGGCCCUUUUUUCAAGUUCGAAGCCAAUAUUUUUACGGGGUAGAUUAAUCACUGGAAUUUUAUCAGCAAUGGCAGCUACAAACGUUGAUUAUAAACAAGCUAAAACCAUAUAUGAAUUCACAGUCAACGACAUCAAAGGAGAGGUUGUGUCUCUUGAGAAAUAUAAAGGACAUGUUUGCAUAAUAGUAAAUGUAGCUUCCAAGUGUGGUUACACUGACAACCAUUACACUGAAUUGAAUGAAUUAUAUGAUAAAUACAGUGAAACCAAAGGACUGAGAAUACUAGGAUUUCCAUGUAACCAAUUUGGAUCACAAGAGCCAGGUGGUAACGAUGAAAUCUGUGAGUUUGCCAAAAGGAAGAAGGUUAAUUUUGAUAUGUUCGAUAAAGUUGAUGUAAAUGGUGGAAAUGCUCACCCACUAUGGAAGUUCUUGAAACAUAAGCAAGGUGGACUUCUGUUGGAUAGUAUAAAAUGGAAUUUUACUAAGUUCAUUGUUGACAAAAAUGGUAUACCAGUAGCAAGGUAUGGUCCAAAUACUAGUCCAAAGGAUUUAGAAAAGGAUUUGGAGAAGUACUGGUGAAUUUCAUCAUAUAGAUUGUUCAAGCUACUAAUAAUAAGUUGAGCUUUAUUUGAAACCUAGUGUGAUAUAUCAUUGUACUAUUGUGGACCGGUUUUGGUUAUGAUAAAUAUAUAUAAUUGAUUAUAAAAAUAUAUUGUAUUAAUAAUAAUGGAACUAUUCAAAUUAUUGAAAUAAAUGUAAUUCUUCAGA